Planococcus citri (citrus mealybug) is the source of this 3593-nucleotide messenger RNA. RefSeq lists its product as uncharacterized. The transcript has 10 exons. Lineage: Eukaryota; Metazoa; Arthropoda; Insecta; Hemiptera; Pseudococcidae. The record is from RefSeq and is a predicted model, not a curated record. The coding region runs from base 1297 to 2826 and encodes 509 amino acids.
UCAUUUCCGUGAUGUAUUACUUUGUUGAGCUACGAUUUUCAUUUUCAUUCACUUAUUUCUAAAAAAUUGACCCCAUUGUCGGUGAAAAUUUGAAUUUUGAAACGAAAAUAAGAACUGCAUUUUUUUCAGUUUUCAAAUUUAAAUUUUAAAUUGCUUACCCAACUUCAUUUUUGUUCUGCCCUCAGUAAAAAUCCUAGCUAUGUCACCGCUUGCAAUGAAAAAGAAAAGAAAACUGAAAACAUAUUGGAUUUCUAGAUAUUUUUUUUCAGCCAUGACUUCUGUUACUGUGUUCUGUAGCUUAUUAAUAAUUUUUUUCAUUUCCAUUUUAAUUAUUAUGCAUAUUUAAAAAAAAAAAAUUAAUCAAGAUUUCAUUUUCCAUCAUUCUUCACUAUUAUUGCGUAAUUUGAAUACGAAGUUCAGGAAAUUGUUUAUCCACCCUACAUGCAGCGCCACCUAGGGGUAGAGUUUUGCGUUACAUCAAAUCGACGGCCAUCUACGGAAGCAGCGGCUUAUGGGAGUGGAGACACUUGUACUGGUCUAUAUCACUUUGACUUAUACGUUUCUCGAUUCUCAUUUAAGUAAACUGCACCGUAAGGCAUAAAUGAACAACUUUCAACUUUUAAAGUUCUAAUAAAAACUUUUUGCAAUGGAUGAUAAACUUUUGGUGUUUUGGUUCAUUAUCAGCAAAGCGUAACCGAAAACCAAUCAAAAACUUUUAAUGAUAACAUUUUUUAAAAUCAGCCAAUCAAAAUCGAAGAAAUCGCAUAUGUCUUUUUGAUUCGUUGUUAGUUGGUUGCUUUUCGUAAUUCGUUUAUGGUUGUUUAUUUUCAUUUUUUGUGAAUGAUAGGGGAGUUUGAAAAAUGAAAAAUCUUGUUAAAAAUUUUACGGAGUCAUGAAUGAAUUAAAAUUUUUACAUUGUUGACCAUUUUUCACUUGGUCUUCUCAUCUCAAGUGACCACAGUUUUCAGAUUGUGUGACCAAGUUUCGACCGAUGAUCAGUUCAGUUCAUCGCAUGAUAUCGUAUACAGAAGACGUAAAGAAUAAGGUCAAAAUAUUACAUUUCUACCAACGAGUUUUUACUAUUCCUUACAACAUAUAAGAAUACUUUUGAAUGCUUUUCAUAUUUUCUAUUGUGUUAUGCUGAAUAGUGCUAUACCUACCAUACAAGUUGUAUACUGAAAACAAUGACUGUUCUGAUGAUUCAGCUUGUGUUUCAUUACAGUGGAGCAGUUUGAAUUCUUCAAGUCCCUGACGUUAUAUUUGUGCACGUAAAGUAAUCAUCGUAACAAUUUAGUCAUGGAGAACGAUUACACCGACUUACGAUUCAAUAAUGAUCAGCUCUUGAAACUUGUGACUUCGGCUGAAGUUUUAUUCCGGCAUCUUUACGAUUUUGUAACACCGGACGAUAAAGCGUUCAUUGAUCAAUGGCUUUGUUUUAAAGAAGAAUACAGCGACGCUUGCUCUAAUAAUUCUCAACUCGAUGUGAACGAAAAUGUUCCUGAAUGCUCGAUGCUUCCUAGAAUAGAUGAAGUAUCAGAAAAUGAGAAGAUUUCUUCCUCUGUUUCAUCGGAAGCAUCUGAUUCCGAAUCUCGGUUUCCUUUAACGGAUGGCGAUAACAAUAAGAAUUAUUUCAAUUUCGAUGAAAAGAAAAAGGAUGCGUUGAAAAAUUCUGAAAAUCGACCUCAAUCUGAAACCAAUAGUCAUUUAUCUCAGGUUGAUUCAGAUUUGCUGGAUUACAUGACCGAUUUUAAAUUAUUUAAUGAUAGUUUCGUUACGGAUUGGUUUAAAACCUUUUCCUUCAAUGUUGCGGAAAUUCGCGAGUAUUUGACUUGGUUAGAAAAUAAAGAUUAUAAACGAGUGUGGACAGAUUUGUUCAAUAACGCGAAGAAAAAAAGGGGUCUCGAUGUUAAUGCCAUGGAGCAGGAGAAUAUUAUAAAUAACAAUAAUUUUAGAGAUGAUUUUAUGUCGAUCGAUGCUAGUCGCAUUUCUAAAAGAAUGCUACCUCAGAAUAAUCAAAUGCAAUACGUCCCAUUUUGUCAGCAGUGUAACAAUGACAAUCGUUUCGAAACUAUUGACCGGCAAAUCCGCCAUUUACAAGAAGUUCGGCACGUGUUAUUACGUUCUCGUGAAAAUAUCAAUUGUAAAAUGAAAAAAGAUGAAAUAAAUUCGAGUGCACAAUUCAAGCGUAGUUUGAAAAUAGAUGUUGCUUUUGAAAUCAUCGAUGCUUCAAUCGAAAUAAAAAAUGGAUGGAGAUUGGGGCACGAUAUACAGAAUUUAUAUUCGUUAAAUGAUGAAAUCGACACCGUUAUUGCCGAUUGUUUACAUAUUUUAUCGUUGAAUGAAAUACGGUAUCUCAUGACGACUUAUUUGAAAAAUAUUAUGGAAAUGAGAAAAUGCAGUUCUGAAUAUGAUAAAGAAUUGCUAAAAUUAGAUGCCGAAAUUUCCAGUCAAAAGUUUCUAAUUUGGAGAUUAUAUAUGAUGAUUAAUGAAAACAAACGUUCGUAUGAAAAUCAAUGGUUAACGUUGCACAAAGAAUUUGAGCAAAAAUUACAGGUACUCGGUAAAACUGCCACUGAUGAAAGUAACGAUUCUGCUAUGGAAUCAAUUGCCGGCUUGCAAGGACGAAAGUUACUGUCAAUCAUUGAGCGAAAUGAUGCUCCUGAAUCAUCACAUUCUGAUAUUAGAGACAUGAAAGAUGGGCAAAAUAUCGUCUCUGUGGUUUCGCAUAUUCCAGAAAAAAGCCUGAAAACAUUGCAAAAGACUCAUGGCGCAUCUUCGGGGACAAAAGUAACGAAAAGCAAGAAAAAACUCAUCAUACAAACUUGAAAACAACGACCAAACUUCUUGUCAAAAUUAGACUGCUUUUUAUACUUUUGUUUUAUCAUUAAUAAGUAUCAGUAUUGUGUUCGCAAACGACAGUAUUCUUCUUGAACUUAAUUUUUGCUUUUAAUUAUCAUUGUGAUUCGAUUUUUACUUACUCAAUCAUCUCCUUCCAUGCACCUCUUUAUGUAGUUUUAUAUUAAUUAUUUCUGCCAUCAUCGUCCAUUUUUACAUUCUUUUCACAUAUCACAAUUUUCAUGUUUUUUUUCUUUCUUUUAGUAUCUCUCCGUACAACCAAAGUCGUUUUCUUUGAAAUACUCAGAUUAUUUUCAUUGAAAUUGUUUUCUAUUAUAUUUGUGUUCUUCGUCCUUAUUUGUACUUUUCAGGUCAAAUUGCAUAGAAUGUAGUUACCAUUUACUUUUAAUGGUCGCUUUGAAUAAUUAUUGUAUCGUUUAAGUUCUUAUUUUUAAUUAAACGCCUAUACUUAGAUGAAAUGAGAUGAGAAUUUAAUGUAGUGGUAUUUUAGAUACUCAAAUUGAAAACACAUCACUUAAUGCUUUCGAUUUUGAUUCGGAAUUCUCACCAAUAUUUACUCGUAUUUCAUUAGCCUACAUACACAUAGUAGAUAAUUGAAACACAAAAAAAUGAAAAUUUAUUUCUUUUUGUAGUCUUAUAAUGACCAUCAAAUUAAUUACUAUUUAUUUAUGUAAUCGCUCUUUUAAUAAACGAAGAAAAUGAGUUGAAAAAGAACACAGUUUUUUCCUCUUGACCUU